CGUUACGUUUUAGUCAGUCAGUUAGAAAACAGCUGAUAGAAAGCAACGUGUCCGACGGUCUCUCCUGUCAGUGUGACGGAGCAAGUUUGAAAAAUUAAAUAUAUUUAUUUUUAUGCUUUUACUUCGUGGUGUUAUAAUGUGACAAUGGCCAAGCGGCCGGGGACCGACGACGGAAUGUUGAUUUCGCCGAACCUCCUCCAGGACUUCACCGUCGAUUUGAACGCUGGGGACGUCGAUAUGGAUUUCAACGGCGGGGUAGAGGAGUUGUCGCUGGAGGAGAUCCUGACACUGUACAGCCAGCCGAUCAACGAGGAGCAGGCGUGGGCUGUUUGCUAUCAAUGCUGCAGGAGUCUGAUCCAGAAAAGCCGGGCGAGGGAUGUCAAGACUGCCGCCGUGUCCGCCGUGAGAAGGAUCGAGGGACCCACCGACGUUCGGAUAGGGAGAGAUGGGACUGUGAAAUUGCACAACGGAGACAGCACAGAUGAAUACAGAUCGGCCCACACGUCAUUAGAGGUAAUUGAGUCAUUGGGCAUCAUGAUCUAUAAAGCUCUGGACUAUGGUCUCAAAGAGAAUGAGGAGCGUGAGCUAAGCCCCCCCCUGGAGCACCUGAUCGACAUGAUGACAAACACCACAGAGACAGAGAGCGACCCCUGCCCCGACGAGGGCUACGAGGCCACUGAGGAGGAAGAUGAGGGUGAGGGGGAUGAAGCUCCUGCCGUUAGUGUCACCACCACCACAGUCAGCAGCAUUCGCAGCUAUCGAGACAUCGUUUUGCUGUGCUCAUCCCACCUGCCCAGCCCAUCAGAUGCCCCCAACCACUACCAGGCGGUGUGCCGUGCCCUUUAUGCUGAGACCAGGGAGUUGCGCACCUUCCUGGAGAAGAUCAAAAGUGCCAAAGAGAACCUACGGAAGAUGGAAGGUGAAACUCGGGAGCCUGUUAAGGACCUUAAUGAGCUGCAAAAUGCUGAUUGGGCACGCUUUUGGGUGCAGGUGAUGCGAGACCUUAGGCAUGGUGUCAAGCUGAAGAAGGUCCAGGAGCGCCAGUACAACCCACUGCCCAUUGAGUACCAGCUUACGCCCUAUGAGAUGCUCAUGGAUGACAUCCGCUCCAAACGUUACAAGCUGCGCAAAGUCAUGGUGAAUGGAGACAUCCCUCCAAGGUUAAAGAAGAGCGCUCAUGAAGUUAUCCUGGAAUUCAUCAGGUCUCGACCUCCCUUAAACCCUGUGUCUGCCCGUAAACUGAAGCCACACCCGCCGCGGCCCCGGAGCCUCCAUGAGCGGCUGCUGGAGGACAUCAAGGCUGAGAGGAAGCUCAGGCCCGUCUCACCCGACAUGAUCCGCAGAAACCGCCUAGGCGCAGGGAAAAGCAUCAGCACCCCUCAGGACUUGUUCCGCAGCUCAGACACACCUGAUGCCCCCAGGAAGUUGGCAGUCAGCACACAAUCUCUAGCCAAUGACAACACAGCGCAGACUCAAGGGGCAGGUGUAUCACAGCCACUGAGCCAGAGGAAAAGGCUACUGAGGGCACCCACACUGGCCGAACUAGACAGCUCUGAAUCUGAUGAGGAUGCCACGCAAAGCAGUUCGAGUAUGUCUACAUCUAUACUGGAAGACACGUCACCGGAAUCCGCCAAGGAAAAAGAUGCGGUCCCAAAGUUCCUACCGGUCUCCUCCGCCACCAACCCAGACAUGUACCAGUCCCCGCCAAGGCGACACACCCUCGACAGGGAGCUCCCAACCAGUGUUCGGCCCUUUGUGGCCCCCUCCAGACAGAACUCAAAGUCUUUGGAGGAGUUCUGCUACCCAGUGGAGUGUCUGACCUUGACAGUGGAGGAAGUGAUGCACAUCAGACAGGUGCUGGUCAAGGCCGAGCUGGAAAAGUUUCAGCAGUACAAGGACAUCUACAGUGCCCUCAAGAAAGGAAAGCUUUGUUUUUCAUGUCGGAACAAGAGGUUCUCCUUAUUUACCUGGUCCUACACCUGCCAGUUUUGCAAACGACCUGUGUGCUCUCAGUGCUGUAAAAAGAUGCGGCUGCCAUCCAAACCCUAUUCCACCUUGCCCAUCUACUCGCUGGGCUCCAGCAGCAUGGCGAAGGAAGAGGCAAGCACAGCCUCAACACCUGCUCAGCCAGAAAAGUCUUCCUUUGGGUCUGGACAUAACCGACACAGCCUGCGAAGGACUGUUUACAAGUUGUCCAAGCACAGCAGCAAGGAGAGCAGUUCGCAGGAUGAGCCGGAGCUCCCCAAGGAACUGACGGAGGACUGGACCACCAUGGAGGUCUGCGUGGACUGUAAAAAGUUCAUCACGGAGAUCAUUUCAUCCAGCAAGCGCAGCCUCUCGCUGGCCACAAAAAGAGCACGCAUCAAUCGCAAAACCCAGUCCUUCUACAUGUCAUCCUCCAGCUCGACCAACUUCAGGCCCGCGGAACGCACCAUUAAUGAGGUGUAGGAAGUAAGAACUGUCACCUAAACUGCUUUUUUGUCCUCCUUUUCCAAAAGGACAUAGAUUGAACCAACUAAGAGAGGGGAAAAGAGAAAAAUAGCCAUCCCGUUCGGUCUGGGUUUCAAGACGAACUGUUAAUUGACAGGUUCACUGCGAUCUUUGCAAAUAGCGAUUAAAGGAGAAUUAAGAAAUAAUAAAACCAAUCCCCAAAUUCGGUGUGGUUCUCCCAGUUUACUGUCUCUCAGGAAAAGGUGGUAUGCUUUUUUUUUGUGUGUGUGAUGACCAUGAAAGACUAGUCCCGCACUGGUUAAGAGCCCUGUUGUAGUACUUGUGAUCACUGGUUAAUAAUGAAGAGCGCCAUUUUUCUAUGAAUGAGUGGCAGUGAUGAUUCAGGGCUUGUUAUUGGUGGGUAUAAUUAAUAUGUUUAGCUGCUGGUGUCACGAAGUCAGAGAAGAAAGUGUAUAUUUGACAUUGGUUAAGAGUGGUAGGAUACAGUGAGUUUUGUAGAUGAAGGUUGAGUGAUGAUUGUGUACAUAGUAUGAAGGCCCCACCCAGAUGUUGGCUGUAAAUACGUUUCUCCAGUUCCUGUUUACUACGAGCACUCAGGAAGAUCAACCGAUUGUCUAUUGACAUAAAUGCACUGUAAAGCCACUAGUCAGGUCUGCUGGGGUGGUUUGCUGCCACCCCCCCACCCUUCUCUUUCCGACAAAGUUAUGCCAGAUGCUAAAUGUUACAUCUUUUUUUUCUUUUCUUUUUUUAGCCUUCAUUAAAUUUAGAAAUUUGUCAAAUACAUAUUUACUAGUCUCUCGGACGAUGAUGAAAGCCGGGGGGCGCAAGAGUGGUCCGAAUGCUUUCCAGGUGGGUUUUAGCCACUUGGGUAUGUGUAUAUUAAAUUCUGUGCCUGGUGCCAAAAUAAUCCCUUUUAUCCAAAUGCCUUUGUAAUUAAAAACUAUUGUGUAUUGUAUAUCUAUCUAUCUAUCUAUCUAUCUAUCUAUCUAUCUAUAUAUAUAUAUAUAUAUAUAUAUAUAUAUAUAGAUAUAGAUAUAGAUAUAUAUAAAGUAUAUGGGUAUGUAUGUAUAAUUAAUGGGGGGAUACUGUGAGGGUCAGUGGCUGGGUUUCUUGCCCUUCUAUAUUCCAAACAAGGUAAAAGAAGCACAGGACUGUGGAGUUAUGAAUGAAUGUGUACACGCUGCAUAUUUACAUUUUUCCAAAUCUUAAAUGUAAUAUAAAAAGAGAAACUUUAAAUGAUUUUAAAAUAUUGGAGAAGUUAUAGUAUGCAAAAGUGUAAAAAUCUCGUGGCAGGAUUUGAGUUUUGUGUAUACAAUGCAUUAAUUUAGAGGUUGAGGGGUUAAUGGAAAAGUUGGCAUUGUGACAGACACUGAAUCAUACCUGGAUUUGGAUUUUAAUACUUUCACAGCGUUGACCAUAAUUUCUCCAUGUUUAAUUUAUGUGUACUUCUUGUCUUAAGUCUCUAUUAGUGUUAUUGUUUGUCAAUGUAAUAAGAUUUUUAUCUUGUAUGUUCUAUGAACUCUGUUAAGAUAUAGAUCUCAAAUAGCACUUUUACAGGAACAAUGUAUUGUUUAUGUUUUUGUCUCAAAAAAAAAUUUUUUUUUUUAAAUUUGUUUUUCAUCUCUUGGCGGGCCACAGUGCCAUUUCCCAUGGAUCAUCAAAGCUGAAGGUUGUGUGAAUGGUUUAAAGUUUUAGAUUUUGGCCAAAAAAAUAAAACUGAAUGUAGGCAAUUUUUAAAUGUGUGGUUUUAUCAUCGGUAUACAGUUUUACAUUUUUCUUUCAAAUGAAUAGUCACACCCGUGCAUGCCCAGCUUGAUAGAAUUCGAUUGUUUUAUGAGUUAAAUGAACGGAAAGCCUCGUCAGCCUGUUGAAGUGAAAUGCCAAACUCCUCCAGUGAGGUAUCUGACCUAUAGUUUUUAGAAGUCUAAAAGGAAUGAAUGGUGUGCAUGUUGUACUGAUGUUUUUUUUAAUGAUAAAUUAAAAUAAAACGAUUGA
Molecule: messenger RNA, 4446 nt
Organism: Lampris incognitus (smalleye Pacific opah)
Lineage: Eukaryota; Metazoa; Chordata; Actinopteri; Lampriformes; Lampridae
Gene: spire1a
Product: spire-type actin nucleation factor 1a
Exons: 17
Coding region: 145-2448 (767 amino acids)
Biological process (GO): cleavage furrow formation; polar body extrusion after meiotic divisions; actin nucleation
Cellular component (GO): cytoplasmic vesicle membrane; cell cortex
Molecular function (GO): actin binding
Source: RefSeq, a predicted model, not a curated record